AUGGAGCGAGCAAGGGAUCGCUUACACCUGAGACGGACUACAGAGCAGCACGUGCCAGAAGUGGAAGUCCAAGUUAAACGUAGGAGGACUGCUUCAUUGAGCAAUCAAGAGUGUCAGUUGUACCCAAGACGUUCUCAACAGCAGCAAGUACCUGUGGUGGAUUUCCAGGCGGAACUAAGACAGGCAUUCUUAGCCGAGACACCAAGAGGUGGUUAA
This is a messenger RNA of Oryctolagus cuniculus (rabbit), 216 nucleotides long. NCBI's taxonomy places the organism in Eukaryota, Metazoa, Chordata, Mammalia, Lagomorpha, Leporidae. The record is from RefSeq and is a predicted model, not a curated record.